Molecule: messenger RNA, 1957 nt
Organism: Branchiostoma belcheri (Belcher's lancelet)
Lineage: Eukaryota; Metazoa; Chordata; Leptocardii; Amphioxiformes; Branchiostomatidae
Exons: 8
Coding region: 3-1814 (603 amino acids)
Source: RefSeq, a predicted model, not a curated record
CCAUGAUUGCCACCAACGGAUCCCUCGCGAAUACCUCGACAGUAUGUCCGUAUGUCUGGGAAGUCGGCGAUAGGAACAUCUCUGCUACCUGCUGCUCAGCGAAGGAUUCUGGAAACGACACGACCGCGACUGUGCUUGCAUGUAAGGACGACCCUCUCUGGUGGGAGAAGAGGAGAAUCGCCUUGGACAUUUUCCGAUUCUUCGCAACUUUGUUCGCUGCGAUGUAUUUCUUUCCAAUUCCUUCUAUCAACCUCAACAUCACUGCUAAAAUUGCCGUCACUCCCCUAGUAAUUCUGGACGUCAUCAAAUUCAUGGUCAUGGCUUUCAUCCAAUGGAAAAAGACAGAGAAAUUAAUCAAAUCACUUAAAUACUAUCUGACUUUCUACGUGCUGAUCACGGGAUUUCCUAUUGGAUUUAUAGUAAAGAUUUUAGUGGCCUCGCAUUACGACGAUCCUGAAAGUGUGCCUCUCUUUGCCUUGUUUCUUCCUCAUGGAAUCUUGUUCUGUAUCCUUCCGCUGGUUGCUUUAGUGUUCUUCUUGAAAAAUAUUGACUUCUCCUACUUUUAUAUUCUGCCUACUUUGGGAAUGCUUAUACUCAUUGCUCUCUGGGCCCUAAGUAUGGUGGAGAUCAUUUAUUACGUAUGGCCCCAGAGCCUCCCAUACAUUAUCGGCUUGGAGUACCUUGUACCUUGUACUCUCUCGCUAGCGCUAGCUCCUCUGUGGCUGCUGUUACUCUGCUCGCUGGUCGUCACCCACUGCUACUUCUUCAGCAGUAUCAACAGAGGGGGAAGUGCUAAGUCAGCGGCACUGCAUCUAAUGCCUGACCUCCUCCACCUAUACGGGAUCUGCUGUACCGCUGUGAUCCUGACCGUCCACUACGACAAUCACCUAGUGUCUGCACCUGGCAUUGACCAGUACAUGAAGCCCUUCUUGUCUCUCCUGUUGGCUGAUUUGGUGGGAAUCACUGGCAUCCUUGUGAUGCUUUGCCGCCACUGUUGUUCGGUCUGUGACUAUCAGUUGGCUUGUAAGCGAUUCAAGGAAUCCUUGGGGAUCGACGAUAGCUAUUUUAACCUUGGCGUUGAGGACAAAUGUUACUGUGAGACAUGUCACAAGGCCCGGGGCGACAAGGACAGUUAUUCACGGGGUGUACCUGAGAAGACAUACGCGAUGCCUGUUGGUUGGGCCAGAUUUGGUCUCAGCUUAACUCCAAACUUUAUGGACAGCGAGUUGAACGUGUUCGAGAACUGGCACCGUGCGUACCACGGGACAGACCCUGAUAUGGUGAAGAAAAUUCUACAGAACAGCUCACAACUGCUCAUGCCAGGUGACGUGACUUUGGGUGGACGCAAAAUAAGAGAGAGGGAUGGACAUUUUACCCCUACGAGGAAACCCGAAGGGUUCGACACCGUUCAACUGUUCGUAACGCCAAGCAUCGUGUACGCUGGGUUAGAUGCCUAUGCCACUCCCAAAGAGUUCAAAGAUGGCGGUAAGAUGUACAAGGCCCGUGUGGCCUUCCAGCUGUGUAUCCGGCCGGACAGCUACGAGAUCGGACCGGAGACGGUGGGUGCCAGGAGGAGGGGUGAAACUAUUGACCCUCUCUUCAGUAAUGACGAGUUGGAAUGGUCCACAAAGGAAAGGGGAGGGACAGCACUCUACGGGUUACUUGUCAAGUUGGAACCCUUUGUUGAUGGGUCAAGCGACAUUGAUGUCGAUGAACGUUCGGAUGAAAUAGUGAGACUUGGCACAACAUUUGACUUGUUUUAUCUAACACACGCUCUGGACGAUGAUGAAGAUCCCAGAGAUUUUCUGGCUUAGACCUUGUUAUAUGGAUGACAUCCGCGCGCGCAUGAAUUUUCAUCCGUUUCCAAGAAAAAAGCUUUCGACCAUACUGUAAAACGUAUGAAGCAGAUGAAAAAUUAGCAAAUACAUACCGCAUACGAAAACAAAAUGAUACUAAU